Messenger RNA from Chlamydomonas reinhardtii, 2667 nucleotides. RefSeq lists its product as uncharacterized. Bases 111 to 2174 code for a protein of 687 amino acids. The record is from RefSeq and is a predicted model, not a curated record. The transcript has 23 exons. Lineage: Eukaryota; Viridiplantae; Chlorophyta; Chlorophyceae; Chlamydomonadales; Chlamydomonadaceae. Gene Ontology annotation, molecular function: glycosyltransferase activity.
CAAUUACGAAAUGGGCAGAUAAGCACUGUGGGGCUGACGCAAGGGUUUUCAUUUUUUGGUGCUCUACCUAGCAUGCACGGUGUAAGUGAUGGGAUUCAGUAAAACUAAACAUGUCUAGGAGCGGGCCAGCCGCUCUGGCCUGGUGGUACCUCCUGGGCUGGUUGUGCUCGAGCAGCACAGGUGCUGGCGUGCACGCGGUGCUGGAGACAUCGUUUGCGGGGCGUGUGCAGGAGCAAGUGGUGCCGACGCGCAAGGGCUGCCCCAGGCCAUGCAUCAACAAGGGCCACUGCAACCAUGAGAAGGGGCGAUGCGAGUGCCCCUGGGGGUAUGCCGGAGACGCGUGUGAAGUGGACCGGAUGGCGGCGUGCCGUCAAACGCCCGAUGACCCCGGUUCCUGCGGAUUCAUAUCGCCCAAGAACUGCGAGUGCUUUCGCGAGUGCUUCAGGCUGUACUGCAGUCGCUACGGCACCCAGACGCAUAAAUGCAGCGCGGGGUGGGGCUUCGACAUCGGCGACUCGCCGUGUUGGCUGUACGGCAGCGGCGGUAGCGCCGCCAAUGGCACUGCAGCAGGCGGCGGCGGCGGCAGCAGCGUGGCGGUGCUGCCGGCUGCGGCACAGAACAGCUCGGCGUAUCCGGAGGACCCGGAGAACAAUACCGUGUGGUACUCGCAGAUUCCGGAGCUGUACGGGCAGACGGAGUACAAACCCGACAUGCUACUCAAGGACGUGAACCGAAAGCACAAAUCGCCCUACGACCGGCCGCACCUCGUUUGGCACAGGGCCAACCACAGAGCCCACCCGCUGUCCCGCUGCGGCGCCUCUCGCUGCUCCAACGGGCGCGGCUUCUGUCUCCAGUACGAUGGCCGUCCCGAGCCCGAGUGCGUUUGCCACUUCGGCUUCAACGGCACGCAGUGCGAGCAGGGGGACAAUUGGGAGGCGUGUUGGUUCAGUCCGGACUGCGGCGGCCACGGCACGUGCCACAGCGGCUUUUGCAGCUGCAAGGACGGCCGCUGGGGCAUUGCCUGCCACCGGUCAGCGGCAGUGGCGCCCGCAGUGCCGGGGACGAUCCCCGACAUGAGGGUGGCCACGCGCUUCAAGAUCUACAUGUACGACCUGCCCUGGGAUGUGGCCUUCCCGUUCGAGGUGCAGGAGGACGCGCAUGGGCGCGACCCCAUGUACACCGCGUAUGAGUAUUUCCUCAAGUACUUUAUCACCGACAACAUCGUGCGCACAGAGAAUCCCUACGAGGCGCACUUGUUCUACGUGCCAGCACUCAACUUCUUCUACAGCGGAAAUCUACGGCCGCCUGAGUAUCAUCUGGAGGCAGUGAUGGACCACGUCAAGACGGCGUGGCCCUUCUACAACCGCUCAGGUGGCCGGGACCACUUCAUCUUCCUGACUGGGGACCGCGGCGCCUGCCACAUGCCGCGGGACAUGCAGGACAGCAUGAUAAAGGUGGUGCACUUUGGGAUGCAGAAGCAAGGCCUGAACUGGACCAGCAUGGAGCACAACAAGGAGUACGGCUGCAUCCGCAUGCGCCAGGACCUGGUGGUGCCGCCGCACCCCAACGACCACAAGCCGCUGUGGCCCGUUGGCGCCGCGGCGUACUUCCAGCGCAUUGCGGCGGCGGGCGGCCACGACGCCGGCCGCAAUAUCACCUUCCUGUUCGCGGGCGGCGUGGGCGAGGGGGAGUACAGCGGCGGGACUAGGCAGGCGGUUCGUGCGCUGCUUCUCAACAUCACGGACCCAGCCAUUAUGUUUGUGGAGGGCCGCCGAGACGACUAUGUUGAUCUGCUGUGGAGAUCGCAGUUCUGCCUGGCGGCGUACGGCCACGGCUGGGGAAUUCGCGUGAUGCAGUCCAUCCAGUUCGGCUGCAUCCCAGUCAUCAUCCAGGACCACGUCUACCAGGCCUUCGAGGACUUCCUGCCCUAUGAGGAGUUCAGUGUGCGGCUGCCGCUGCGAGAUGUGCCACGGCUGCUAGAGCUGCUGCGGAGCUACAGCCCCGAACAGCUCGCUGCGCUGAGGCUGGGCAUGGCCAAGUAUUUCCGCGCCUUCAUCUGGAACCGGGAUCAAGGUGGGGAGGCGUUUGAGUGGACUCUUGCCGGGCUGCAGCGGCGCGCCGCCAACAUGCACGCCGGCCUGUUUCGUCGCCACCGCCGGCGGAGACACGUGUGACUGCCUCCGCAGUCGCGGAAGAGCUGCCGCUGCGCUGCUCGGGGCCUCGCUGCCGGGGGGCUGGCCGCGUGGGCACGCAAGGCGUUGCAGGUUGGCAGCAAGGAGGAGCGGGAUUACAAGUGACGGAGAUUAUCUAAUGGAGUGGGACACGAUGGGACACAUGCGAGUCGUGUGAGCAGUGGGCGCGGCCAGACAAGCAGGCGGGCACGCAGGAGCCGGUACUUUCCCGGCGGUUUCACUCAGUCACUUUUAAAUGCGUGGCAUAUACAGUGAAAGAUGUUGUAGCUCUGCGUGUAUGGGAAGGCGCCAGGGCGCCCGCGCGGUGUCCUUCACGACAUGCCACCUCAGAUUUGUGACUGCUUGCCGCGUGCCCGAGCUGACCCGCGCAAUAGUCGCGAUGCACCUUCCCAUAAUCAUUUGCAUCAAUCCGGAAGGUGCAGGAGCCUGGCUUCUCUCGAACGUAGUUCGCAAUACUAAAUCGCUAACCGAGUGA